This is a messenger RNA of Cylas formicarius (sweet potato weevil), 1785 nucleotides long. Its product is annotated as peptidyl-alpha-hydroxyglycine alpha-amidating lyase 2-like. The transcript has 7 exons. Gene Ontology annotation, molecular function: protein binding; catalytic activity. Bases 153 to 1235 code for a protein of 360 amino acids. Gene Ontology annotation, biological process: peptide metabolic process. The record is from RefSeq and is a predicted model, not a curated record. Gene Ontology annotation, cellular component: extracellular region; membrane. Lineage: Eukaryota; Metazoa; Arthropoda; Insecta; Coleoptera; Brentidae.
CGAAAUCAUUUAAAUCGCGUGGCGUACCACGGCAGGACUUGCUCGACAACUUUCACGUUACACUCUGAGUUUGCCGUUGAAAUGUUUAUAAUAAUUUUUUCAAAGCCGCCAAAGUAGUAAUUACUUUACCGUAGUUAGGGUGAUGUCGGAGAAUGAAUGUUAAGCGGGAACAUGUAAUAGCGGCAUGUACUGUGACGUUUUUCGUUUUGGUUAUUAUCAUUUUGCUUAAAAGCGAUGCGGGAUCUCAAUCCGAAGAAUCGUUUGAAGAGCCUAUUGACAAACCAGAUGUUCCUAGGGUUGUCAGAAAUUGGCCUCAAGAACACUUAAAUUUGGGUCAAGUUUCUGGAGUUUCCGUUAAUUCAGCUCUGCAGCCAGUGAUUUUUCACAGAGCCGACCGAUCAUGGGAUCAGUAUUCAUUCAAUUCAACCCACCAUUACCAACAAGGUCAUUUGGGUCCAAUAAAAGACCAUACGGUGCUCACCUUGGAUCCACAAACUGGCAAAGUUUUGGGAAAAUGGGGCUCCGAUAUGUUCUACAUGCCCCACGGCAUAACACUCGAUAAGCACGAUAAUUUAUGGUUAACCGAUGUUGCAUUGCAUCAAGCCUUCAAGUUUAAACCGGGUGAACUUCAGCCCACCCUAACAUUUGGUGAAAAAUUUACUCCAGGAUCAGAUACCAAACACCUUUGUAAGCCCUCGUCCAUUGCUGUGGCCAGCACAGGAGAGAUAUUUAUCGCGGAUGGAUAUUGUAAUACGAGAAUCUUAAAAUAUAACGCCGCAGGAGAAUUGCUAAGAGUCAUACCAAAUCCACCUGAUUUCUUAUCGCUGCAAGUUCCUCACUCUUUGGCCUUGGUGGAGUCAAUCGAUAGACUUUGCAUUGCCGACAGGGAAAAUAUGAGAGUGGUUUGUCCCAGAGCAGGGCUUUAUAGUCUUCAGGGCAAGAAGGAGCCGGCAUUGACAAUUCAGCAACCUGAUAUGGGAAGAGUUUUUGGAGUUGCUGCAAAAGGGAAACUUAUUUAUGCUGUAAAUGGAUACACAAACUCAAUGUUGCCAAUCCAGGGCAUGACGAUUGACCCUGAGACAGAAGCCGUUUUGGAUCAUUGGGCACCUGACCAUGGGAGUUUCAAUAAUCCACAUGAUAUUGCUGUAUGUGCGAACGGAUCUGCUCUUUAUGUAGCCGAAAUUGGACCAAAUAAAAUAUGGAAGUUCGAGUUGGUUCCUCCAAAGAAAAAGUAAUAUUUGCUGUGAAAAUAUUUUAGUUGUUCAAGGCUAAGGUUUUGAUAUAUUUUCAACCUAGGUAACUUGAAAUCCCUAUGCAUUUAAAUCAGAUAGCUAUUAGAUAUAUACAGGCUCUGUACUUUUGAAGUCAACAUGAAAAAAAUGCUUUCAUCAAUUCCGCAGUUUUCUAUUUGGAUGUAGAUAUUUUGUGGCAGUAUUUGGUUAAAAAAUACCCAGACCUAGAAAGAAAUAGAGUAAAGUGCAAGUCUGUGUGUGAAGAUCCUAAGACACUUUAAAUUUUACUGUCCUUACGGCCAGUAUAUUAUCUAAUAGCAUUGUAAUUUUAGUUUAAAUUUUGUUGUUAAUUUAUUAAAAUAUUGUUAUUCUCUUUUUCAAUUUGGAAUUUCGUUCCAAUUUGCAAUGUAAAUGUGAUAAGUGUACCUAUGUUCAACUGUCUAUAAAUUAUUUGGUAUGGUUACAACAAAGUAACAAUUGCGCAUGUAAACGCGUGAACAAUAAUCGAACGAAUCGCUUUUAGUUUAGAGCAUAUGUAAAUAAAAAAGUAAAA